Messenger RNA from Spodoptera frugiperda (fall armyworm), 3756 nucleotides. Its product is annotated as immunoglobulin superfamily containing leucine-rich repeat protein. The transcript is spliced from 8 exons. NCBI's taxonomy places the organism in Eukaryota, Metazoa, Arthropoda, Insecta, Lepidoptera, Noctuidae. The record is from RefSeq and is a predicted model, not a curated record. Gene Ontology annotation, molecular function: protein binding. The coding region runs from base 685 to 2967 and encodes 760 amino acids.
AUGAUCAUAUUUCUGCCGGUCCACUAUUUAUUUAUGCAGGCAUAUUUCGCGAUGAUACCUACCUACCUACAAACACAAAUUCACGCGAGCUAUAGUCAGUUCCUUUCAGACCGCGCGCGGAGGAGGUCGUGUCGCUUCUCACGGAGGUACUACGAAAAUAUAUCACUCGCAGUGGAAACUAAAAAGUAAAACUUAAAAUAGUGUUAUGUGUGUGUGAUAAAUUACAAAAAUCUUUGAAAAAUAAAUAGUGUUCUUACAGUGUUAACGUACCGUAUUUGUUUUUAACGUGAAAAAUUUUAUCGUGAGUGCGGUUGAAAUGUAUAAUUAGUGUUUCUGAGUUAGUGUCAGUGUGUCAGUUAUUAAAUUAGUCCGUUUAAAAAUUAAGAUUGAUACCGGAUUGCAAAGGAAAGGAUCACUGAUUAAUAAAAUUUUCCUGAAUGCUUGAAAACCGUCAGAGUUGAAGCAGAAAUAUACCAAAGUAAGCAUCGACUUUCGAACAUCAGCUGUAGAAAUAGAAUACUCAUACGGGACUCAUGGCAUAAUUGAUGAAAGUAUAAUGGCAACUGAAAGUCAAGUGUCGAAACUGGAUUGCAGAUUAUAAUAUUAUUUUGACACCAAUGCGUCGGCUGACGAUAACACUCCAGGUAUGCGACGGCACGAAGAAAUGACCAACAUCACAGCAAAAUGGACUAUAAGUACUGGACGACAUGGAUGAGAAUCGCGUGCAUACAACUCGCGCUGCUCACCACCACGGUGGCAGACUUCACAACAGAGUGCCAGAGGCCGUGCGACUGUAGAUGGCAGUCCGGGAACAAAGCCGCAAUCUGUUCCAACUCUAGUUUGAAAGUUAUUCCCGCAAACCUGAGCAACGACAUACAAAUACUAGACCUAUCCAACAACAAUCUACAACAACUACAUCAAGAAGCAUUCAAAAAAGUUGGCCUAAGCAACCUUAAAAAACUAUUCCUCAAAGAGUGCAACAUCGAAGUUGUUCAUAAAACUGCGUUCGUUACUCUCGCAAUCAUGAUCGAACUAGAUUUAUCGAAGAACAGAAUCAGAUCACUGCACCCCGAUACGUUCAAAGGCACGGAGAAGCUGAGAUUAAUAAACUUAAGUAACAACUUCAUCGAUAAGUUGGACGACGGCAUAUUUCGCAAUUUGAAGUUUCUUCAGAAAGUAGAGGCGAGCAACAAUAGGAUACACCGUAUAGGAACUAAGGCGUUCGUCAACUUGCCGCAGUUGAAAAUAUUGCGGUUCAAUGGGAAUAAUUUGAACCAUAUGAAGCCGGAAACUUUGAUGGGCUUGAGGAACUUGUCCGGGUUGGAUUUACACAACAAUCCAUGGCGUUGCGACUGCAAUCUUCAGACGUUCCGGGACUGGGUGAUCAGUCACAACCUGUACACCCCCCCCACGUCGUGUGCCGAACCGGCAUCCGUACAAGACAAACUUUGGAAUGAAUUAGAUUCGUCGAACUUCGCGUGCCGGCCGACAAUACUCGAGCCCGUGCCAGACGCAACGGUGAAAAGUUACGAUGAAAACGUGACUCUGACUUGCAAAGUAGUGGGGAACCCACCACCUGAAGUCGGUUGGCGGUUUAACGGGAAAACUAUUGAGAUGAAGGCGUUUGGAGAGAUAAGGUACACGGUAGCGGAGAACACUAUGGAUUUGAUUCGAUGGGUGAAUCUGACGAUAAUAUAUGCGAGGUAUAGUGAUAGAGGGAACUACACGUGUGUCGCUGAGAACCCGGGGGGCCGGGACGAGAAGACAUUGACCCUAGUGCUUUCAAGAUACGGAGGGGUUGGUACCAUAGCUGGUAUGGAUACUGAUUCCUUCGCGAUUUUAGUUGGCUGUCUAACAGCUAUAGUUAUAAUUUUUGGAGCUGCCCUAGUAGUCUGUUACUUUACUACCCAAAACAAUGAAAUUAAAAGACUGAUUAAGAACGAUACUCGUUCGUCUAAUGGGGACGUGUUAAUAGAGGCGUCAGAAGCUUCUGAGCCGGAGAAGGCGUUGAAGAUGGAGGUGAACCCUGUGUCGAAGCCGCCGCGGAAGUAUGAGGCGCCGCAGUCCUUCACUAGUGAAGCUACAGAGAUGUCGGAACUGAAUAGGACAUUACUAGACAACGAAUCUGUGUUAGCAUCUACUGAGGACAACAGCCGGCAUCAAGAGGUGGAACUUCCAAAAAUAUCCCAUGAGGCCUUACUCAUGGACCGCCUAGCUCAAGAGCAUCAAGCGUACCCUCCAGACCUCCUCGCAUUCCCUCUCAGAGGGACCCAAGUCUCUCCUGCUGGUGGACCUUCCCAAGACACAGAAAGUCCAAUCAAAUCACCGGUGUAUGGGGUGACUGCCAUUAAUCCUGCCCUCUACAGCAGGUUUCAAGGUCAAAACUUCCAAGGAUCGAUUCCUCUCAUCAGUUCAAAGGGCUACGUCACCUUACCAAGGAGACCUAGAAUGGUUCCUGACAGCAGUCUUCGUCCACAAGUGUUCUCUACCCUGAAUGGUGUUAUCCCAUACUAUGACACUUUUAAUAUGAGGUUCUUCAACCACGGUGGUAACUACUACAGUUUGAACAAAAGCGAGAUUGAUUUGGGUCCCAUAGGGAAGAUGCCUUCGUACCCUGACGAUGAGGAGCCAGCCCCGUCUCCUGCACCAGGAACUCCUCACGCAACGAUACCGAGAAACAGCUUGAGUUCUCCCAAUAUUCAUAAUCAGCUGCUGACUUUGCAGGCUAUGUCUGCGAAUCAGUUUAUAAAAUCGGAACAGAGGCCUUUAAAAGUGACCCUGGCAGAAAACGAGGGCCUAUUAAAGAACCGUGAUUUUAGAUCGGGUUAUUCAGUGAACGUUGUUAGUGGGACCUUAGGAAGGUCCAGGACUGCUCCCAAACCCCCUCCUAAGCCGCGAAAGAAAAACGCAUGUGAAGUGAAAGAACAAUUUUUGAUGAACGCUGGUGAAAAUGCCACCCAAGUGUAGAUUAAAUUGUGAUGUAUGAACAUUUUGUAUAAAGAUAUGUAACUAUACUUAUGGAAUAAAUCGGAUUUGGUUUUGAAAUAUUCUUAGCAAACAUAAUGAUAAUUUUGGACCACGAGCAGAUAAGGACUAUGAAGCAAGUACAAAGAGGAGAUGCCAUGAUAUGGGUGUGCACUGUGACAAAACAAAUAGGCUCUACUAAGUAAAAAGGUGUAGAUAGGUUAUAAGCGCUCAAAAAGUGGCACAUUAAAAUGUAGACAAUUGGCAACGUGUGUGUAAUAUGAAACAGGGGCUGCAUAUUGAAAAAUAAAGAGGCACGUGGUUUGUAACGUCCCGCGCUCUCCGUAAAGUAUCAGGCAUUAUGUUAAAGGGAAAUUCAGUUAUGACAUCUCCUCUAUGUAUUUGCUUCAUGAUAAGAACACACUUACUUUUCCAAUCAAAUUAAAAGUGGACAAACCUAUUACUUUACAUUGAAUACCUAACUAGUUAAAUAUUGAUUUAGUAAAAAAAGUAAGAUCCUUGUAAAUUUAAUCGACUUAAAAAACCAAUCUCCGCAUCAAAAAACUAGAACAAUAGCGAAAUCACAGUCUAUAAAAUUAGACGCUUUUAAUAUUAAACUUCCUGGAGAAAAUUUAAUAGAACUACUGAUUAAUAUACGAGUGGUUGCAAGUGCGACUGCCAGGCAAGGGGUCCCAGUUCGAUCCCCGGGUCGAGCGAAGUAUUACUGGGUUUUUUUCGGUUUUUUCAAAAUUUAUCAGUGGUAACACGGAGUCUGGAAAUAUGUCCGGUAUA